This is a messenger RNA of Hyposmocoma kahamanoa, 6891 nucleotides long. RefSeq names its product activating signal cointegrator 1 complex subunit 3 (gene obe). The transcript is spliced from 39 exons. Gene Ontology annotation, molecular function: ATP binding; nucleic acid binding; ATP hydrolysis activity. The record is from RefSeq and is a predicted model, not a curated record. NCBI's taxonomy places the organism in Eukaryota, Metazoa, Arthropoda, Insecta, Lepidoptera, Cosmopterigidae. The coding region runs from base 229 to 6780 and encodes 2183 amino acids.
GACGUGUAUCCAGUAAAUCCAUCUUGUAAAGUUGAAAAUAGAUAAUUUUAACUUUGGUCGAAGAUAACGUGUAUUGAAAAUGUGAUACUUUGUUUAAAAUUUUGAUAUUUAUUAGUACAUAGUUACCAAUUUACACUUUACCUUUAAAAAUUUUAUUAAUCUAUCCCAAUUUCGAAUCACUCAAAUUCAACCGCAUAGUUCCAUAACUGCAUUAAAGUUUCGACAACCAUGCGUGACUUACCUCGUAUAACUCGGGCCUUGAGGGUACAUACACUACUCGAGUCGCCCUUCAUCUCGUCACCCACCGCAAAGCACAAAACAAAGUCACGAAAAAAACAGAAAAAAAGGUAUAGAACAUAUGAGGAAUUAUGUGGAUAUAUAAAACGAAAUGAACUGCAGUCAAGUAAGAUCCUCAAACUCUUGGAGCAAUUGAGAGAGACCUGUGUUAGCUUGAGUGAUUUUCAUCCCAGUAACUUAGUUGAUGACGCUGUUAUUCUGUCUUUGAGAAUGUUUAUGCAAGAAGACAUAGUUAUGAUGAAGCACAUGUUAAACCUACGAACAAUGUUUGGGGAUGUCAGCCAGGCUACAGCAAACAAGAUACGUCUGCUUGUCGCAGAUAUAACAAAAGAAUUAUCAGAUGACACAAUAGAAUAUAUCCUGAAACCAAAAAAAGAUAAGCCUGCAAAGAAACCAACGUUGUGGGGUGAACACAUACACUACCAAUGUGUUCCAUAUAUUCUUAAUAAAAAAAACCUGCCCAAGAUGAUAUCGAAGCCAGCAACUGACAGUAAUUUUAUCAGAGACUUUUCUAUGAAAUAUGAUAAUAAAACUGGUAAAGUUGAAACUGCCUCAACAACCAAACCUAAGUAUGGCAGGGAUUGGAUCCAAGAGAAAACUAGGGAACUAUUCCCUGAUGACUAUGCACCAAUGCUUCAGUCUAUUUUGAACUUGAUACACUCAACUCGGAGCAACGAAGAAAUCCAGAAUGACAUGUUUGACCUUUUGGGUUUUGACAAAAUUGAGUUCAUUCAAGACUUGCUUGUGCAUCGCCAAGAACUUCUAGCUAAUUUGAAGCUUAAGACUGAACCAGAAAAAGAUAUAAAAAUGACACCGAUAGUGUAUGAGGAGAAGCCAACGUUUCCUCAGUAUCUCUGUCAAGUCUCAGUGCAGUCUGAACAAGAAAAGAUGAUUGCAAAACUCAUGCAGAAAGAAGAGAAAAGAGAAAAAAAGGAAGCAAGGAAAAUGCAGUUAAAAGAAGAACAAGAACCAGAGUUUAAUGUCUCACAAGCCAGAGCGAGAAUGCUAGCGGAAUACUCUAAACCUGUUGUGCCAUUUUCCACCUCGGGAUCCUCUAAGGACUCGGAUCCCAUUUUGCGAAAAAUUUCAUACAAGCAAACCAAAGUACAAUACCCCAAUGUUUUUGAUUCAUCGCUAGAUUCCAAAAAUGCGGCUGGUUUCAUAUCAGGGUUAAAAAUGUUGCUACCCAAAGACGUAAAGAGAAAGGACACUAAAGAAUACGAAGAAGUAAUUAUACCCAUAAAUGAACCACCACCUUUAUCUGUUGGUAAUACGAGAGUGCAAAUAUCUGACUUAGAUGAGAUUGGUCAAAUAGUGUUUGAAAAUAUAAAGGAGCUAAAUCGAAUACAGUCAGUGGUGUUCCAGACAGCAUAUAAUACGAACGAGAAUUUGUUAAUUUGUGCUCCGACCGGCGCUGGUAAAACCAACAUCGCGCUGCUUACCGUCGUCCAUCAGAUAAAACAGCACAUUGAAAACAAUGUCAUAUUGAAGAAUAAAUUCAAAAUAAUCUACAUAGCACCAAUGAAGGCACUCGCUUCAGAAAUGACGACGAAUUUCGGCAAACGGCUCGCAGGUCUAGGAAUAUCCGUACGUGAAUUAACUGGUGACAUGAAACUGACCAAAUCCGAAGUGCUGCAAACGCAAAUGAUUGUUACGACUCCCGAGAAAUGGGACGUUGUUACACGGAAAGGCGCCACUGAAACGGAACUAGCAUCAAUCGUAAAGCUAUUAAUCAUAGACGAAGUACAUCUUCUGCACGGCGACAGAGGCCCCAUUGUUGAGGCGAUUGUGGCGAGGACGUUGCGGCAGGUCGAAUCUUCGCAGAACAUGAUACGGAUCGUUGGUUUAUCCGCCACACUGCCAAAUUACGUCGACGUAGCAAGAUUCUUACGAGUGAAUCCAAACAUAGGCCUGUUUUAUUUCGAUUCGAGAUUCCGUCCAGUGCCACUAGAACAACAAUUCAUUGGUGUGAAGGCAAUCGGCAGCGGCGGUGGAGUCUAUCUUAGACAGAUGCAAACUAUGAAUGAGCUAUGCUAUGAUAAAACUGUGGACAUGGUGAAACAAGGGCAUCAAGUCAUGGUAUUUGUCCACGCUCGCAACGCUACACACAAUACGGCGAUGAUACUCAAAGAAUUAGCACAGAAAAAUGGACAUACCAAAUAUUUUGAGCCAGACGAUUCCGCUGGAUUCUUAAAGGCCAAAAAGUCUAUAAGCACUAGCCCUUAUAAGCAACUGUCAGAAAUGUUCGCUGCUGGAUUUGCGUGCCACCACGCCGGCAUGUUGCGCAGUGACAGAAACAUGGUGGAAAAAUAUUUCUCUGAAGGUUACAUUAAAGUGCUUGUAUGCACUGCCACCUUAGCUUGGGGAGUCAACCUUCCAGCGCACGCUGUUAUCAUAAGGGGUACUGAGCUGUAUGACCAGAACCGUGGAUCUUUUGUGGACCUCAGUAUACUGGAUGUGCUACAAAUAUUCGGUCGCGCCGGCCGUCCCCAGUUCGACACUUCCGGCACGGGCAUCAUCAUAACUACGCAUGACAAAUUGUCGCAUUACCUCAAAUCUAUGAUGAACCAGUUCCCGAUUGAGAGCAACUUUAUUAACCUAUUAGCUGACCAUUUGAACGCCGAGGUGGCGCUAGGAACUGUGACGAAUAUCGAUGAAGCGGUGGAAUGGCUGAGUUACACAUACUUAUUCGUGCGCAUGAGAAUCAACCCACAGGUCUACGGUCUAGGAUAUGACGACGUGUGUAUGGAACCAAUGUUGGAGACGAAACGGCGUCAGCUCAUCACUACAGCCGCUAUGGAGCUUGACAAAACACAUAUGAUUCGCUACGACGAUCAAACUGGCGAGCUGCAUACUACCGAUCUUGGUCGCACGGCAAGCCACUACUACAUAACGGUGGAGACGAUGCAAGUGUUCAACCAGAUGGUCCGAAGAGCCAUGACACAAGGCAACGUUCUCAAAAUGCUCACCCGAUGCUCCGACUUCCAACAACUAAAGGUAAGAAAAGAAGAACUAUCAGAACUGCGCGUGCUUCAGGAAAACUACUGCCAAAUACGGAUAGAAGACGAAGAAGAAGACAUACACUGGAAGAUAAACAUUCUGCUGCAGACAUUCCUGUCACGCGGGCGCGUCAAUGGAUCCUCGCUGCAAUCGGAUCUUAACUAUAUCACUCAGAACGCUGUGCGCAUAGUCCGGGCACUAUUCGAAAUAACACUGCGCAAAAACAACGCAUACAUGGCGGCUUUGUACCUAAAAAUGGCGAAGAUGCUAGAACUACAACUGUGGGACUUCCAUAGCGACAUGCGGCAAUUCAAUUGUUUCCCCAACGAAAUCUUAAAACAUAUAGAAUAUCCUAUGUUGAGACCUGAUCAGAUUAGAGAGAUGGAUUGGCGAGAGCUUGGCGACCUAAUCCGGAACCCGAAAACAGCGAGGCAAUUGAAAAAGUGUGCAGAAGAGUUCCCUCUGCUAGAAAUGGAAGCGAGCCUGCAGCCCAUCACCAGGACUGUGAUGAAAAUCCGACUCUUCAUAAAACCCGAUUUUAGAUGGAAUGACAAGUACCACGGCAAAGCGCCCGAAGCAUUCUGGAUUUGGGUAGAAGACCCCGAAUCGGACAUAAUGUAUUAUCACGAAUAUUUCCUUCUGGCAAAGAAACAAGUACUGUCAAGGGAACCACAAGAAUUAAUAAUCACCAUUCCAGUAUUGGAGCCGAUGCCACCCCAAUAUUACAUCCGAGCUACGUCCGAGCGGUGGCUCGGUUCAGAGAGCGUAUUGCCUCUAACAUUCCAACACUUGAUUUUGCCCGAAACCCACCCUCCACACACGGAUCUUCGGUAUCUCAGACCUUUACCAGUGCGUGCGUUAAAGAAUCCAGCGUACGAGUCUCUAUAUAAGUUCACGCAUUUCAAUCCGAUCCAAACGCAAAUCUUCCACUGCUUAUACCAUACCGACAACAACGUACUUCUGGGUGCCCCCACGGGUUCCGGAAAGACCAUUGUGGCCGAGGUCGCCAUGUUUCGUGCUUUCAACCACUACCCUAAUUGCAAGGUUGUAUACAUAGCGCCUUUGAAAGCGUUAGUCAAAGAGAGAAUCAAAGAUUGGAAGGUGCGCUUAGAAGGAAACCUUGGAAUGAACGUUGUUGAAUUGACAGGUGAUGUGAGCCCGGACAUUCGUGCUAUACGGAAUUCGCGUGUAAUAGUGACAACACCGGAGAAGUGGGACGGCAUCAGUCGAUCAUGGCAAACCAGAAAGUACGUACAGGACGUGUCACUCAUCGUAAUCGAUGAAAUACAUCUGCUGGGCGAGGAUAGAGGACCCGUGCUCGAAGUAAUCGUCUCAAGAGCUAACUUCAUAGAAUCGCACACGUCACGAAAGCUACGUAUUAUCGGCUUGUCAACCGCUCUGGCCAACGCAGUCGAUCUUGCCGAUUGGCUCAACAUAGGCAAAAUGGGGCUUUACAACUUCAGACCUUCGGUGCGACCUGUACCGUUACAGAUUCACGUCUCUGGAUUCCCCGGACGGCACUACUGUCCGCGCAUGAUGACAAUGAAUAAACCCACCUUCAUGGCCAUCCGCACACAUGCGCCGUGCGCUCCCUCCCUGGUCUUCGUCUCCAGUAGACGACAGACAAGGCUCACAGCAUUGGACCUAAUCGCAUAUUUAGCCGCCGAGGAGAACCCGAAGCAAUGGCUUCACAUGCAAGAACAUGAAAUGGAGCAAAUCUUAGCACACAUCCGAGACUCGAACCUGAAACUCACGCUGGCCUUCGGCAUCGGGCUCCACCACGCCGGGUUGCAUGAGCGUGAUAGAACCACGGUGGAAGAGCUCUUUGUUAACCAGAAGAUUCAAGUGCUGAUAUGCACUGCAACGCUGGCGUGGGGCGUGAAUUUCCCCGCGCACCUGGUCGUUAUCAAGGGCACUGAAUAUUACGAUGGGAAGCAGAAGCGCUACGUAGACAUGCCCAUCACUGACGUGCUUCAGAUGAUGGGCAGAGCAGGACGGCCGCAGUAUGACUACAUGGGAGUAGCAGUGGUGCUAGUCCACGAACAAAAAAAGAAUUUCUACAAAAAAUUCUUUUACGAACCGUUCCCCGUCGAGUCCAGCCUGCUUGAAGUGCUGCCCGAACAUUUGAACGCCGAAAUUGUUGCUGGCACGGUGCAGACGAAACAAGAUAUCCUAGACUACUUAACGUGGACAUAUUUCUUCAGGCGUCUGCUGAAGAAUCCCUCUUACUACAGCCUCGAAAGCUUAGAGACAGAAGACGUCAAUUAUUAUUUGUCUACACUUGUACAAUCUGCUUUAGACGUUUUGGCCAAUGCAAAUUGUGUCGAGAUUGAAGAGGACCAACGCACUGUGAACAGCACAUGGAUGGGACGGAUUGCUUCAUACUACUACCUAUCGCACAAAACGAUGGCACAUUUCAGCGUCAAUUUGCAUUAUGAUAUGGAUAUCGAUUUGCUCCUGCGCGUGCUGUCCGACUGCGAAGAAUACGCUACACUCCCCGUUAGGCACAAUGAGGAUGUCCUCAACGGUGAAUUGGCACAACAAUGCCGUUUGCCGGUGGACCCGUUAACACUGGACCUUUCCAACGUUAAAGCAUUCCUACUUCUGCAGGCGCAUAUGUCCAGAUUGAUGCUACCUAACUCUGACUACUUCACUGACACCAAAUCUGUACUUGACCAGACUAUCCGGAUCAUUCAAGCAAUGAUAGACGUAACGGCCGAGUACGGAUGGUUGACUGUCUGUCUGUCGUGCCAAAUGCUUAUGCAGUGUAUUAUCCAAGCGCGGUGGUUGAGCGAUUCACCCCUAACCACACUCCCAUACAUAGAAUCACAGCACCUAUACAUGUUUCUACAAAUGGCGCGAGACUCAAACAAACCCUGCACUCACCUGAACGGCCUCAAAAUAGCUACUAUCAAUAACUACGAGUUGUUAGCAAAAUAUUUGAGAAAGGAGUUUGAAGAAAAUCAAAUAGCAGAGAUCCAUAAGGUAAUCUGCAAUUUACCAACAUUAGAUGUGAAACUUGCCGUGCGAGGGCUUUGGGUUGAAAGCGACUGCGAACAGGACAGGACGAUACGACAGCCUGCGUCCAGUAGCAGCUGGAUGCCAUUACAUGCUGACCAGGAAUAUACACUCUUAGUAGAAAUGCGCCGUCGCGGGGGCAAUUCCAGCAACAUAGCUUGUUCACGAUUUCCUCGAUCGAAAAACGAAGGCUGGUUCAUCACCCUUGGCACCGUUGAAUAUCGUGAAUUGCACGCCUUAAAGAGGGUGCAACCAAGAGGGACGGCUCAGGUCACUUUCAACACUCCAUCGCAAACGGGUCGAAUUAUAUACACAGUGUACAUAAUGAGUGACUGCUACAUGGGCCUCGAUCAGCAAUAUGACCUCCAAUUUGAAAUUGUGGAUUCCUUGCCGCCGGAAACAGUGUCUACGGUAUAUGACACUAUAGAUAAGAAACACUUAAGAGAAAAUGUAAUUAAGCCGUAGUUUAUCAAUUUCCCAUAACAUACCUUAAUUUAUAAAAUUGUUAGAAGUGUAUGUAAACAUCAAUGUGUCAAUCAGUCUACUACUUACUUAAUUUUUAUAUUAUAUUUUUCU